Melozone crissalis (California towhee) is the source of this 2312-nucleotide messenger RNA. It is a transcript of the gene PDE4C, whose product is annotated as phosphodiesterase 4C. The transcript is spliced from 15 exons. The coding region runs from base 13 to 2109 and encodes 698 amino acids. Gene Ontology annotation, biological process: signal transduction. Gene Ontology annotation, molecular function: 3',5'-cyclic-AMP phosphodiesterase activity. Gene Ontology annotation, cellular component: nucleus; cytosol; perinuclear region of cytoplasm. Lineage: Eukaryota; Metazoa; Chordata; Aves; Passeriformes; Passerellidae. The record is from RefSeq and is a predicted model, not a curated record.
CGGAGCGGGACGAUGCUGCCGGGCGGCCGGUGCCCGUCCCGGAGGCACUCCUGCAUCGGCUUUGACCUGGAGAAUGGCCCCCCCGGGAGGGGCGCCCUGGACCCCCAGGCCAGCCCGGGCGCGGGGCUGGUCCUGCAGGGCUCCUUCUCGCACGGCCAGCGCCGCGAGUCCUUCCUGUACCGCUCCGACAGCGACUACGACCUGUCCCCCAAAGCCAUGUCCCGCAACUCGUCCAUCGCCAGCGACCUGCAUGGAGAAGACAUGAUCGUCACCCCCUUUGCCCAGGUCCUGGCCAGCCUCCGCACCGUCCGCAGCAACCUGAGCCACCUGCAGGAGCGCGCUGGCAUCAAGCGGGGAUCGAGCAGCAGCCUGCCCUCGGGGAGCAAGGCCAGCCUGUCCGAAGAUGCCCACCAGAAGCUCUCGAGGGAGACCCUGGAGGAGCUGGAUUGGUGCUUGGACCAGCUGGAGACGCUGCAGACCAGGCACUCGGUCGGCGAGAUGGCCUCCAACAAGUUCAAGCGGAUGCUGAACCGGGAGCUGUCGCACCUGUCGGAGACCAGCCGCUCGGGGAACCAGGUGUCCGAGUACAUCUCCAGCACCUUCCUGGACAAGCAGCACGAGGUGGAGAUCCCCUCGGUGCUGGCCAAGGACAAGGAGAAGGAGCGGAGGAAGCGGCCCAUGUCCCAGAUCAGCGGCGUCAGGAAGCUCAAGCACAGCUCCAGCCUGGCGGCCGCCGGCAUCCCGCGCUUCGGGGUGCGCACGGAGCACGAGGCGCUGCUGGCCAAGGAGCUCGAGGACACCAACAAGUGGGGGCUGGACGUGUUCAAAGUGGCCGAGUACUCGGGGAACCGCCCGCUGACCGUCAUCAUGUACAGCAUCUUCCAGGAGCGGGACCUGAUGAAGACCUUCCGCAUCCCCGUCAACACCUUCAUCACCUACAUGCUGACGCUGGAGGAUCACUACCACGCCGACGUGGCCUACCACAACAGCCUGCACGCCGCCGACGUGGCGCAGUCCACGCACGUCCUGCUCUCCACACCGGCCCUGGAGGCUGUCUUCACGGACCUGGAGAUCCUGGCUGCCAUCUUUGCCAGCGCCAUCCAUGACGUUGACCACCCCGGGGUCUCCAACCAGUUCCUCAUCAACACCAACUCGGAGCUGGCCCUGAUGUACAACGACGCCUCAGUGCUGGAGAAUCACCACCUGGCCGUGGGCUUCAAGCUCCUGCAGGAGGAGAACUGCGACAUCUUCCAGAACCUGAGCAGGAAGCAGAGGCAGACGCUCCGUAAAAUGGUCAUCGACAUGGUGCUGGCCACGGACAUGUCCAAGCACAUGAACCUGCUGGCGGAUCUGAAGACCAUGGUGGAGACCAAGAAGGUGACCAGCCUGGGCGUGCUGCUGCUGGACAACUACUCCGACCGGAUCCAGGUCCUGCAGAACAUGGUGCACUGCGCCGACCUCAGCAACCCCACGAAGCCUCUGGAGCUGUACCGGCAGUGGACCGACCGCAUCAUGGUGGAGUUCUUCCACCAGGGGGACCGGGAGCGGGAGAAGGGCAUGGAGAUCAGCCCCAUGUGCGACAAGCACACCGCCUCCGUGGAGAAAUCCCAGGUGGGAUUCAUCGACUUCAUCGCCCACCCGCUGUGGGAGACCUGGGCCGACCUGGUGCACCCCGACGCGCAGGAGCUGCUGGACACGCUGGAAGACAACCGCGAGUGGUACCAGAGCAUGAUCCCGCGCAGCCCCUCUCCUCCUCCCGAGGCGCCCGCCGCGUCCCCCGCCGCCACCGACAAGUUCCAGUUCGAGCUGACGCUGGAGGAGGAGGAGGAGGAGGAGGAGGAGGGUGAGUCGGACACGGAGCUGGAGGGCGCCGAGAGCCCCCUGGACGAGGACAACAGCGGCUCCAAGACGCCGGGCACGGAUGACUCGGAGGCUGCCGACACCAAGCGCCCGUGCCCCGGCCCCGGGGACGUGGACAACCGGCGGGCGCUGCAGGGGACGCUGCCCGAGGACGGCGGCAGCGGGGGCUCCGUGCCAGGGCCCGAGGGCAGCGAGGGGCUGUGCCUGGACACGGAGGGCAAUGUCACAUUCCUGUCCCUGGGCACGUAGCGGCACCGGCCCCGGGCGACGUGGGACUGGGCACUGCCCUGAGCAGGGCUGGGGACGCUGGGGAGCACUGGCACUGCAGGGACUCGGGGGCACCCAGGAUGUGUCCCCGUCUGGGAGCUGGGCAGGUCCUGACAGGUACGAGGAUGCUGCUGGCCUUGUCCAUGGGAAAGGUCCCUGUCCCCUUUAACAGAGCGUGGGGACAC